Bufo bufo (common toad) is the source of this 2063-nucleotide messenger RNA. RefSeq lists its product as uncharacterized. NCBI's taxonomy places the organism in Eukaryota, Metazoa, Chordata, Amphibia, Anura, Bufonidae. Gene Ontology annotation, cellular component: SCF ubiquitin ligase complex. The transcript is spliced from 5 exons. Bases 421 to 1704 code for a protein of 427 amino acids. Gene Ontology annotation, biological process: SCF-dependent proteasomal ubiquitin-dependent protein catabolic process. Gene Ontology annotation, molecular function: protein binding. The record is from RefSeq and is a predicted model, not a curated record.
CAAACGGGCAAAACACGCUCGAUAUCCGGUGGACCCCCCUCCAGCUAGUCGGAAGACGUUAAACCGGAACGCCUUCCCCUUCGCUUACCGAAUACCGUCCUCUGCUCCUCGUAAGACCUUCGUAAUGUUAUAAAUCCUCUGACGGGGGCCCCACUGUCCCCGAAACAAAGAUGGCCGCCGCCGUGCUUCUAUCCCACCUCUCUGUGUGAGGAAGCAAAAGUCUGUCCGCUUCAAAAGCAGGAAAGAGCGGCCGCGCCGGGCUCCAGCCCCCGGAAGAGCCGGUACCUGCCUCCUGCCGAUUCUGGGCCACACAUUGUUAAUUACCGCAAGUGUCUGCGGGUCUCGUGAUGUGCGGUAGUUUCCUGCGGUAGACGGACGUCUCAUCCACAAGAUCUGAUGAGAGAGCGUCCAUGCUAGAAGAUGUCGGCGAUCCAGUGGCUGCAGUUACCACAGGAGGUCCUCCUGCAUAUAUUCAUGUUCCUGUCUCCAACGGAAAAGGCCAAUGUCCGGGCCACAUGCUCCUACCUGCGGGCGCUCGUCGACCACCCCUCCCUGUGGAAACACAGCACCAUCCUCUUCAAGAGCAUUGGGAUUUUUAAUGCGCGCUUCUGGGACACCCUACAAAGCAGGAAGAUCUCCUCGGUGGAGGUGACCAGGGUGACUCUGAAGCAGUUCAAGAAGAUGACCAGCUCCUUGCCGGAUCUGACCAGCGUCACCAUGGACUCCUGUCUGAAAGGGGAGAUCCUCCAGGGGCUCCGGCCGCUUGUCAGCCUCCAUCGGUUGCGUUUAACGGACUGCUCCAAUGUGACAGACCAGGACAUCUUCUCAGAGAUCGCCCUCUUCCAGCAGCUGACGCACCUGUCUCUCUGCAGAGUGUCCUUCUCGGGCGUCCUCCCGCUGACCAGCAUCGUCCUGCUGCAGAACUUGUAUUCUCUUUCGCUGCAUUCGAAUGAAGGCACCGUGCCCGAGAGGGCUCUCCAGUACAUUCUCUUCAGGCUGCCCAAACUGCGGGAGCUCUCCCUCGCCAUCGGAAACAUGAAUAAAUGGAAGCUGUCCCUGUGCUUCAACGUUCCUGAUAACUUUGUGGCUACGGCUGAAGAGCAGCCGCUUAUUUCCCGAUUGCAGCUCCACAAACUGGAACUAAUGAAUUCCGACUGCGCCAGUUUAUCCAACAACGCCUUCGACCAGCUGUCCACGCUGAAGAGCGUCUGCCUGCGCCAUUAUGAGUACCUCCAGCACGACGAAUUCAUCGAGACCCUCCUGCUGAAGCUGCCCCAGCUGACGGAGCUGCGCAUCGAGUGGGCUGCAUCAUUUUUGCCAAUCAUGAGUCCAAUAUGUUCUAAAUUAGAAAAGUUGAGCGUAGUAGGGACUAAAAUCUCCAACGCGACUCUCAGCUGGAUCUCCAAGAGUGCCGUCCAGCUGAAGUGCCUGAACUUGAAUUUUUCCCAUGGAUACGAUGAGGAGAUGGUGAAAAGCUUCCCACGGUUAUUUCCGCAUCUGCAGAACCUCUACCUCAGUAAUACCCGGCUGACUGAAGAAGCGCUGGUUGUUUUAGCCAACCUGUACUCGCUGCGCGUUCUGGAUAUUUCCAACAACCUGCACCUGACCUCCGAAGCCAUCCUCGCCUUCAGAAAUAUGACAUCGAACAGAAUUGGCUUAAUCCUUGAGAGACCCAUUGAAAGUAUAAAGUACUGCUGCUGGUGAGACGGACGCUGAAGGUUAAGCGGGAGACCUGUUGCUUCCCGUAACGUUCCACACCGCGAGAAACGGGGGGGUAUUUAUAUAAGAUGCAGAUUUUCAAUUUCUUAAUUUAUUUUCUAAGCUUGUUACAAAUUUGUAGAGGGAAAAAAAAAACGGAAUUACUUUCAUUAAAUACUCAAGCUCUAAAAUGAAAUUUACAUAUUAAACCAUCAUCGUUUAUUCUCCAAGCUACAACGACAGCAAUGACUUUUAAUUGGCUCCGUAUAUUCGGGUGACUGUUCUGUAUAAUGGAUUAUUAUUUUUUUUUUUAUUACUUUUCAAUGGUUAAGUGCCUAAAACAAAAUAUGUAUAUUGUAUCCCAG